AUGUCAUUGUCUUUCACCGAAAGACCCCCUCAGGGGAGGAUCCCCUACGCAAUCCCGCAGCUGGAAGGAGAACGGAUUACGAUCCCCGGUAGCAAAGGAGCCUUUCGCAUUCUGGCUUCAUCCAAGCAGACCAAUGGCCUCAUGGCUGUAUUCCAGAGCGGGGCAGUACUAUCCGACGCCCCAGGAUUCCACUACCAUAACCACGCCCAUGAUGUCUUCCUGGUGACCAAAGGGUCAUUAAAGCUAUGGAACGGGGACAAGUGUCGGGUCAUGGGCCCUGGUGAUUUCGCAUAUGUUCCUCCAACGGUGGUCCACAACCCGGAACUGCUAGGGCCACAUACCGAGACCUAUGGUGUCGUCACCCCCGGUGACUGGGUUGACUUCUUCCGAUAUGUGUCCGAACCCUACGACGGAAUACUUGUCCCCGAGGAUGAUGACCGUGACCUCAAGUCAUUGUUGAUUCCCAAGGUGAUGGCUGCGAAGCAGGACUUCGAUGUGGUUUUCCAACCUCAUUACCAGCCACCCGAGCUCGGGGAGUGGACCAAGGACGAGGAAAGACUCCCCGAGACCCCGCAACCCUACUUUCUGCGCGCCAACACGGGGCCCAAGUGGAUGCUGGGGGGAGUCAUGUCCCGCCCGUUUAUCACGACCAGCCAGAGCAGUGGCGUCUGCGCAAUUUCUAGCAUUGAAUCGUCCCACACUUACGGUGAAACCUUGCUCUCGAAAUUCAUGACCUUCCAGUCGGUCGAUCACUGUCUGUGUGUCUUGGAGGGUACGUUGACUGUCCGCCUGAAAGACUCCCCCGAAGCGACCUUCCGUGAAGGAGAGACGGUGGUGAUUCCUGCUGGGCAGGCGUUCGCCCUGGGGUUUGCCAGUCGGUACGUGCGGGUGUGGUCGUUCACCGAUGGUGAUGGGAUUGAGACUUUGAUUCAUCGGUUGGGAAAGCAAUUUGACGGCGCCGUCUUGCCCGACCAAGCGCCCGAAUUGGACACAGCUGAUGUCAAACCCGUAGCGGAGGCAUUGGACGAUUCGCCCCCGAUUAUCAUCGCCGAGGAUGACUCUCUUCCCCCGCCCCGGGCCAAACGCCCCCGGGCGGCGCAAGCAUGCGACCGGUGCAGGGCCAAGAAAUACAAAUGCGACGAGCAAUAUCCCUGCUCGCACUGCAAGAGUCUAUACGUCGCGGAUCUAGAGCGCAAAGUCGAUGAACUUACGGCCAGAUUAUAUCUGGCAGAGUUGGGGAUUACCUCCCAACAAUCCCCAUCGCUCCAGAAAGCCAAGGCAAGUUCGGGAACGCAGCAGCUGCCGCAAGUUGGCAUCGAAGCGACCCCUUUGUCGCUGCCUCGUACUGGAUCAACUCCACGGGAGGAGCCACCCUCUCUCUACGAAAACCACGACGAAGCUGGAGAAUCGGUUGGGGAUGAGAUCAGUGAACUAAACCACCAUACCAAUGGCAUCGAGUUUCAUGGCAGUACUUCAUCCGCAGCUCUCCUGGGCCAUCUCCAGAAGGCUCGGGACCCGCAGCGACCAUUAGAGCGACGGGAUGCGCGCGCAGAGGAGUUGGGGUACUCAAUUGUCUCGACGUUGCAUAACUCGAGCUUUUCGCCCUCGGGCACUGGCUCUGCGCAGACCUUGACAUUACGGGAACAGAACUAUUAUUUCGAACAGGCCCAUGCCUUUAUAAACGGCUAUUUCGAGAACAUACAUUUCAUUCAUCCCCUUAUUGAUAAGGAGGACUUUUUGCUGCGAGCGCACGAUCUUUGGUUCAACCGGAGUCUUCAGCCUGAGCCGUGUUUUAUCGCCUUGUAUCUGAGUAUUCUGUCGUUUGGAGCGUUGGUUCGCGUCUGGGAUGAAGAGAGGCUCGGUGGGUUGACCCGAUUUGAAUGGAGUAGGAAGCUGUUUGGUGAGGCCCAAAUGUAUCUCAACUACCUGCAGUUUUCGAACACCUUGGAUACGGUGCAGUGCUUGUAUCUUAUGGCUAAGAUUUGUCAGAAUGAACUCAAUCCGAACCUGGCGUACAUGUAUUUGGGUCUGGCCAUCCGCACAUGUCUGGCUGCUGGAUUCAAUCGUGAGGUGCGGAGCUCGACGGAACAGCGGUCGGGCUGGAUCUCAAAGACCUGGUGGGGAUUGUUCUCUUUGGAAAUUGAGAUGAGUUUCUCGGUGGGCCGUCCAGAUACUCUGGGCAUGGAUGAGUAUCACAACCGCGCGCUUCCUGAGAGAGAUGAGUCCGAGUACGCGAUCAUCCCAUGGAUGGUGGAUUUUGCGUACAUCAUUCGCAAGGUUUCCGUGCAGAUAUACCAUUCGCGCAUAACAUUACAGGAGAAGCUUCAUCUUGCUCUCCAAAUCGAAACCGAGUUGGACCGAUGGAUGGCGAGACUGCCGGACAGGAUUAAACCAGACGUUCUCCAGCGAGCAACAGCAGGCACAUUGAGAGAUCCCAAGUGGGCACGAAGACAACGCUUAGUUCUCGGUAUCCGCUAUUAUAACGUUAAGAUGCUCCUAUUCCGGCCAUUCCUAAGCCACUUCACGCGCAAACUACGACACACCCCCAUGGAGCUCGAGGAAACCAUCGCCAAAUGCCUCGACGCGGCGAUGAAAACCAUCCAGGUCAUCUAUGAUAUCUACCGUAUCCACACCUUCUUCCGCUGCUGGUGGUACAACACCACGUAUGUCAUGUUUGCCACAUCCACCCUCCUUCUCCCCAUGUCCAAACUGGGUAUGUGCGCAGAGACCAUUCCACUGCGCCGGUCCGUCGAGAUGGCCGUAGAGAUCCUAGAAGCAAUGGACGAGUCCGUCGUGGCACGCAAAUCCGUCGAAAUUAUCAAACACUAUCUGCGAGAGUUCCGGCCCAUUGAUGUGCAGACGACCGCUGGUAGUAGUGACGGAAAUAAGAUCGCGGAGUUUGCAGAUCCCGGUUCUACCCAGUCGGGAUUCGAUAUCCCUGAAUGGGCCUACGGCUUCGGGUUCCCCGAUUGUUCCUUCGAAGGGAUAGCAAGGCUGUUUGAUGAUCUGGGGGGUCUUCCGAUGCUAGACGGCUAA
Aspergillus sclerotioniger CBS 115572 is the source of this 3036-nucleotide messenger RNA. Its product is annotated as RmlC-like cupin. The transcript is spliced from 11 exons. Gene Ontology annotation, cellular component: nucleus. The record is from RefSeq and is a predicted model, not a curated record. NCBI's taxonomy places the organism in Eukaryota, Fungi, Ascomycota, Eurotiomycetes, Eurotiales, Aspergillaceae. Gene Ontology annotation, biological process: DNA-templated transcription; positive regulation of transcription from RNA polymerase II promoter by galactose. The coding region runs from base 1 to 3036 and encodes 1011 amino acids. Gene Ontology annotation, molecular function: DNA-binding transcription factor activity, RNA polymerase II-specific; zinc ion binding; RNA polymerase II cis-regulatory region sequence-specific DNA binding.